AUGCUUAAAAUAAUGCUAUGUUUGUUACCUCCUGUUUAUCUGCAUUCAUCUUAUAUUCCUAUCCUAACUGAGAAUAUUCAUAGGAUAUUACCGUACGAAGUUAGCACACACAGGAGUUCCCAUAGGUUGCUCACAGAAUCCAUCUCCAAGAAUCACAAUGACGAUAUAAGGAAGUUUUACCAUGGAUUAAUUUCAACAGAGAAGAAAGUAGAAUGUGAUAGUGGAUUAGGAAAAAGUGAUAGAGAAAGUGAUAUGAAUAAUGUUACAUCAAUAGGAAAAGAGGAUAAAUUCGUUAACGUUAUGUUAGUAGACGUCCCCCCUGAUUCACAUGAAUGCAAUUCGAAGAUGUUAAAUGGAAUAGAUAACAUAUCAUGCAAAAAAAAAUGGUCUGAAAAUAUAGAAUCAUUUAAUGAGCAAAUUGGAACUAAACAAAGGAAUUGGCGCGUUGACAUUUUUAAUUUUUGUAAUGCUAUGAUGGGAGGAAAGGGUUUUAAGCAAAAUUCAGAUGUUCAAAAAGCAAAGAAUAAGAUGGAAUGGUGUGAGCAGAAUUCCAAGGAAAAAGUGAAAAAUGAACAGAAAGCAAAAUUGAGCAUAUUAGAAGAGUAUUAUAUAAAAAAUAACAAAAAUUUUUAUAGCUCAUUUGAUACUUCAAAAGAAGAAAAUUCUUUUCUAAAUAAACAAAAUAAAUUCGAAAGAAAACAUGCUAGAAGGAAAAGGGAAUUGCAGAAAUCACACCUAACUAUACCGAUUAAUAGCAGCACUGAUAAUAUCAACUGUUUGAAGAGCAUACCUACCGUUUGCACUAGUAGCAAGGAGAACAUUUAUAAUGGUGACAGUGGUAACAGUUGUGACAAUGGCGAUAGGAGACACUGUAGCAUGAGCAGCGAGAAUAAAGCAUAUUAUGAUAGAAUGAUGACUCACGUGUUCGGUAUAGCUACACUAUUUUAUAGCAAUAAAUCAUAUCUAGAUAAAUUGUCCAAAAAUUUACCCAAGGAAUAUUUAACAUGCUAUGAAAAUUUUGUAAAGAAUUUAAAUAAUAUAUAUGAAAAUAACUUAACGCACGAAUAUGGAGAAUUUUACGACCUUGAAAAUAAAGAAAAACCGAUUCAAGAGAAAGGAAUUGAAAAAUAUUAUUAUGCUUUUAAUAGAACGGUUUACACGUUUUUAUUUUUCUUAUAUGAAAUAUUGCAAAAAGAGGAUGCUUUACAUUUAAGUUUUGAAAUGUUACCAAUGGAAUAUAAAUUGAGAAAUGAUGAACUGAUUGACACGAUUAUGAAAUCGACUCCCACAAGUAUGGAUGAUAUUUAUUUUACUUCAUAUAAAUUUUUCGAUUCAAUGUGUACAUGUUUUGAUAUAUGUUCUUGUUUUAACAUUAACUAUAUAUCUAAGAAGUUAAUUAACAAUUUGAAUGAUAAACAUAAGUCCAACAAUACUGUAUCUUCAGAACUGAAAAAAAUAAAUGAAUAUAUGUCAAAUACUCGUAAUGAUAUAAAAGAAUUUAUAAAAGAUUUGAAUGCUUAUUUUAAACAAUUUUUCGAUUAUGCUUCCCAGGAAAAUUUAUUUAAUGAAACAGUUUUAUAUUGCUACUCACUCUUUUUCGAUUACUACCGUGGCAUGAUCGAUAAAUUAAUAGACAAUUUUAAUAUUCACUUGAAAUUCCCAAUAAAUAAAAAAGCUCAAAGUGAUAUGAUUCCAAUAUAUAAUGAAAUCAAAAUGCAUGCAAAUAACUUAGGAUACAACAUGCGCUCCUUUUAUUUAAAGAAUAACAUUAAACCAGAUCAUGAUAUGCUCAUCAAUUCCCUUUUUUCAGAUAAUGCAUUUAGAUUACGACUUAUUGAUAAAUAUGCAAAAAGCCGAUAUGCAAAUUUUAUCUUUCUUUUGUUAAAUAUGAUGGGUUACCUUCGCAUUCUCAUAGUUUCUGUAAAUUCCUUUUUGUACUUACAAAAUGUCCAUGCACUUCUUUUGGAUGUCCAAAAUGGAAAUAUUAAUUUUGACGAUGCUGUGAAGGCUUUAAAGUACUUAACGAAAUUUCUGUUGCGCAAUAGUUUUAUCUUUAAUCCAAAUGAUGAGAAGAGUGAAUAA
Messenger RNA from Plasmodium gonderi, 2082 nucleotides. RefSeq lists its product as hypothetical. The record is from RefSeq and is a predicted model, not a curated record. NCBI's taxonomy places the organism in Eukaryota, Apicomplexa, Aconoidasida, Haemosporida, Plasmodiidae. The transcript has 2 exons. The coding region runs from base 1 to 2082 and encodes 693 amino acids.